Molecule: messenger RNA, 2331 nt
Organism: Aspergillus ruber CBS 135680
Lineage: Eukaryota; Fungi; Ascomycota; Eurotiomycetes; Eurotiales; Aspergillaceae
Product: Zn(II)2Cys6 transcription factor
Exons: 3
Coding region: 119-2254 (711 amino acids)
Biological process (GO): positive regulation of transcription by RNA polymerase II
Cellular component (GO): nucleus
Molecular function (GO): zinc ion binding; DNA-binding transcription factor activity, RNA polymerase II-specific; transcription cis-regulatory region binding
Source: RefSeq, a predicted model, not a curated record
GUCACUUUCCGCUGGGUUUGGUCCCCCUUCAUACAGCCUGGCAUUUUUCUAGAGGCGGUUUCAUCAUUUCCCUAUCUCAUCACCAUCGUAUGCACAGGCGGGAAGUGGCUCCGAUCAGAUGUUCCCCCCAACUCGGCCUCGGAAACGUACGAAAACGUUCACUGGAUGCUGGACUUGCCGCACUCGAAAAAUAAAGUGCGACGAGGCUAAGCCUUGCUGCCGCCAGUGCCAUGAAAAGGGUCUCGUCUGCGAAGGAUACACUGCCCGUCUGCAGUGGCUCGCUCCAGUUACAGGCAAGCGAGCACUCCACUCCGAAGACCCGUCUGGGUCUUCAAUGAGUAAAUCUCUCAGACGUCUCAUGCCUACUGAGCCUCUUGAGUCGGUUUUGGAUUGGCAUCAAAUUGAUAGUAUCUUGCGUUACCUCGAUUCGCUGGAGUUUCUGGCAAACUCGCGCAGUCAAGGUCUCAGCGCCAAUAUCGAGAAUUUCGGGGUUUUUAGCCUUGAAGAGGGCUCCUCUCCGGCCCGCGUUGAUGAACUCGAUGUCAUACGUCCUUCCACGGCCCAAGCCUGCCAAUCGGAUUGCGGGUCUGACUUUAUUAUCGAUUCCGAGUCGGUCUUUCUAGGUUCCGAGCCUUCAAAUGCUUUCUUUGAACUAGAGGCCGCAUGCAAACUGAGUGACCAUCAUGGGCAACAAUUGCCCUUAAACUUUCCACCUCAACCAGAUUCGACUGCGUCGGCCAUCUCGGUACUUCCGGAGAUCAUUUCCAGUCUGCCAAGCAGUUUCGGCAACGCUGUACAUGGCCAAUCUCUCGACUCUGAGGGAGUAUUCCCCCACGACAGUGAUCCAAUGAACAAGAGGCUGGACUUUGCGACUAUAACCAAAUCACCGGACAACAUGAUAGUCCCCUUCCAGGAACGGUUCUUGAUGUGGCACUACAAAGAACGGGUGGUGAAUUUGUUUUGUGUAAUUGACAAUGCGAAGAGCCCUUGGAAAACAAUCCACCUGCCCCGAGUCCUGCAAUGUAGUGGAGAGCUGAGUUUUGGGGGACCUACGACGCGGAUUCGCGAUGCGCUACGGAACUCUCUACUUUCCAUCAGUGCUUUUUACCUCUCUAACGAGGGUCGAGAUCACAAGCGUAAUGACGAGGCUGCAAAUUGGGGCACGAUCGCCUCGCGAUAUCGCUGCGACGCCAUCGGACUCCUUAAGUGCGCAGUGGAGACCGACCUCUAUGCUGAUGAAAAAAUCAAGUAUAAGGAGUUUCUUGCCACGAUGCUUUCUAUGGUCACAAUUAAUGUUAUGUCAGGGGACACCAGUACGUGCGGCGUUCAUCUGGACGGUGCCGAGAAGCUUAUCAGCUAUAUGAAUGCUCGAAAAUCCAGUUUUUCUCGAAAAGCUCAGUCCCUCCAUCGCAUAUAUCUUUAUUUGCGCGUGAUAUAUGAAAGCACAUCUAGAAGGAGACCCAGAAGCGGGGCCUCUCGGUUUUCGCCAUCGUUGGGCUCACAAAGAACGUUCGGUCCCCGGCCAGCAUCCCCCAUGCAGCACCUCUUUAUUCAAGACGACGAGACACCCUCAUCCAUAAUGCCCAUGGAAGCUGGUGUUAUGGUGAGCCAGGGCCCAGGAUCGGAGGUUUCUGCCUACGAAUGCAUUUACGGUAUACCCCAGAGUCUUCUGCUUCUCUUGAAGGAAUCGAUCGAAGUCAUAGAUGAUGUGAAUAGCUGUCGCACGAAUGCUGAGAGCUCGUCCAUUCCCGCAUCCUUGAGUCAAUUGUGUGACGAGCUUGAACAAAAGAUCAUGGAUUGGCCACUUGACGAACGUUUCCGGCGUUACGAAGAAUCUAAGGACAGCGUCAGUGCCACCAUCAUCUACCACCAGACACGAGCCUUUCUCAAUGCCCUUAUCAUAUAUUUUUCUCAGAGUGUAAUGUUAAUAAGCCAUCGCUACCUUCGACAAUAUGUCCAGGCAGUUCUGGACAGCAUCGAAGCCAUCGAGCAGCUCAAGGCAGAGACCAAAAUCCUUGCUGCUCCGCUCUUCUGGCCAGCAUUCAUGGGUGCCACGGAAGCCUUUGAGCCUAGACUCCAAGAACGCUUUCGACAGUGGUAUGGGAGAGUGGAAGUAUAUGGGGUUGAAGCUGUGAGGACUGGCAUACAAGUCGUGCACGAGGUCUGGAAACAAGGGCCGACAAUGAACCGGCAGGUGGAUACUGGUUGGCGAAGCGUUGUGGAAAAAAGAGGCGACUGUCUCAUGUUAACAUGAGAUCUACAAUUAUCGCUGAUGUAGUUAAUGUUAUCUGACCAGGUAGUCUUUCAAUCCGAGCCUCAUCGUAACGGGCC